Molecule: messenger RNA, 977 nt
Organism: Agelaius phoeniceus (red-winged blackbird)
Lineage: Eukaryota; Metazoa; Chordata; Aves; Passeriformes; Icteridae
Source: RefSeq, a predicted model, not a curated record
AUGUCAUCCAUGUCACCGCUGGCACAGCUCUGCACCUUCCUUGGGGCCUCUCCUCCCACUCCAGCCGCCAGGAUCGUUUACAGACGCAGCAGCAGUGUUGCAAGCCCGACUCCACGGGGCCUCGGUGCCCAUCCCUGCCCCACUCCAUGUCUGCAGAAGCGGCCCAGCCUCGCCUCUCCAGGCUCCGGCCCGCGGGUCCAGCAGCGCCACCGGCCCGACUGCGCGCUCGGUGGGACUCGGGUUAGCGUCCCGGCCAGCCCUCCGACCUCGCGGGAGGGACGGACAGGGGCAGAGACUUGGUCCGACUCGGGGCGCGCCAAAUUCCCGCUCUCUGUAAGUCCGGCUGAACUCGCGGACUCGGCCGGGUGUGACCCACACAGUGCUCACCGAGCAGCACCCCGUUCCCGGCGAGGACCCCUUUCACCGGGGUGUUUCCCUGCUCCUGCAGACACGGCGUGGGACAGGCCGGGAUCAUCCCGCCUUCGAUGGCAGCAGUCCAUGAGCGAGCCCCCUUUAGGGAUCUGCUGCCAAGUACUGCAGGGAAUGGGAUAUGUCUCCCGGGCACCGGCACGGCCUGUGGAGAGCGCGCCGUGGGAUGCCCCUGAACCCACGGCUAUCCUCGAGCCGCUCACCGAGAGCACGACCGGACCGCCCUCGCUGCUUUCCCGUCCUGCUGGGGAAUCCCAGACCCCUCGCGAGUCGCCUCCUGCAUACCCCCGGGUCCCAGAUCCCGCGGCUCCCGUGUCCAUCACCCCAUCCUCGAUGCAGCGCCGGGUGUACACUGCCCUGCCACCACUCACGGCUACAGCGCCCGCCGAACGUUUUAGGCUUCGCUAGACAUCGAGGAUCAGCGAGAGGACGGAAUGCACGCAAUUAAGUGAGUACUUCUCCCCACAAGUUUUGUUAUUACUUAAUUCUGUCAUUUACAGCCAAACCAGGGGAGAGCGCGAACGCAGUCCCCCACUACCACAAAUUAU